This is a messenger RNA of Guillardia theta CCMP2712, 2214 nucleotides long. RefSeq lists its product as hypothetical. The transcript is spliced from 28 exons. Gene Ontology annotation, molecular function: carnitine O-palmitoyltransferase activity. The coding region runs from base 12 to 2183 and encodes 723 amino acids. Gene Ontology annotation, cellular component: mitochondrion. Gene Ontology annotation, biological process: fatty acid metabolic process; carnitine metabolic process. The record is from RefSeq and is a predicted model, not a curated record. Lineage: Eukaryota; Cryptophyceae; Pyrenomonadales; Geminigeraceae.
CCGCCAGUGCAAUGCCGAUGGCAUGGCGGGGUCUGUCUCGCGGCUCACGCCUUGGGUUGGCGUGCACAAGCUUGGUUGCCUCCGUCAUUCUUGUGACAAGCUACCUAUCGCCUGGCCGGCUGUUGAUGCGUUUUCUACUUCGGCACCGCGCAUGGCUGUACAAGGAGCAUGGAAAGAUUGGAGGGCUGAAAACAAGCUCCAGCAUUCAACUCCGACAAAGGCUGUAUCUAGGAUGCGUAUGGAUUCUGUGGAAGUGGAUCGCCUUUGAGCGAUGGCUUCGGGGGAGGCGACCAAGGAGCCUCUAUGCCGUUCAAGACACCCUUCCUCCUCUCCCUGUUCCGAAGCUACGAGACACCUGCCACCGCUUCCUGGACAGCGUAAGGCCCUUGAUGUCGUCUGCGGACUGGGAGAGCAGCGCGCAAGUAGUGCUGCAAUUCGCGUCGGCCGGCGGUGUCGGUGAGAAGAUGCAGCGAGCUCUAGUGAAGCGAGCGCGAGCGUUGGAGGGCAUCUCGUCCUGGCUAGAGGAAUGGUGGGAGAAGGAGCACUUCCUCAGGUGUCGUCUUCCCCUUCCGGUCUAUGGGAACUGGUACGGCCUUGACCGACCUGAUUCACCCUCCUGCUCGCAAUCCUGGAGGGCUUCCUGGCUGGUAUCGGGGGCGAUCAGAUUCAUGCGACACCUGAACCGAGAGAAGCUCGAGCCUCUGCAGAUCAUGGGUUAUGUGCCGUUGUGCAUGUGGCAGUAUCGUCGUGUGUUCUUUACCUGCAGGGUACCACGAGAAGGUUGCGAUGAAUUGUUCACAUUCUUGCCGACAAGGAGUGCACACAUUGUUAUCCUCAUCAAGGGACAGAUGUACAAGAUGAAUGUCUUUCACGACGACGGGAUCGCUCUCACUGUCCAGGAGCUGCAGGAGAAUAUCAAGGCGAUCAUUGAGGACUGCAAACAACUGCAGCCUCACGAGCAAGAGCCGCCCGUCGGCAUUCUGACAUCAGAGGAGAGGGACACGUGGGCGAGGCUCCGUCUCAAGUUGUUCGAGGUAGACCCUGAGAACGAGCGCUCGAUGACGAUCAUCGAGACGGCAAUGUUUGUUCUCGUCCUGGAAGGCGCGUACGCAACGUCGCUGUCUGAACAAGCGAGGAUGACUUUCAUCGGCGACGGGCGCAACCGCUGGUUCGACAAGUCGUUCCAGUUGAUCGUGUACGAGGACGGUUCGGCCGGUGUCAACGUCGAGAGGUCCUGGGCUGACGCCCCAGUGGCUUCCCAUCUCUUCGGCUUCAUGCACGACCACGAGAACGCCGCCUUCAACUUCUCCGUCCCCCACGACGACUGCGCGACAAACUCGGCAGAGCGACAGGGAGGGGCGAAGAAAGUGAAGACGAUCCGGUUGAAGUGGAAGCUCUCCUCCGAUAUCGCCGAGGCGAUUGACAAGGCGUCGAUCAAGUACGAGGAGUUGGUCUCGAAGACAGACCUGCAUGUCCUCAACAUGCGAUACUUUGGGAAAGGUUUCAUUAAGAAGUGCGAGAUGUCUCCGGAUGCCUUCGUGCAGAUGGCUCUUCAACUUGCCUACUACCGCCUGCACGGCUGCAUCACGCUGAGCACAGAGACUGCUCACACCCGCCAGUUCUUCCACGGGCGAACGGAAGUCGUAAGGACCGUCUCGAGCGACUCGGUUGCGUUCGUCAAGUCCAUGGCACACCUGGAUCGCUCCGCAGCAGAGACGAAGCUGCACCUGCUGAGAAGGGCAUGCGUGACGCAAGUCGAGCGAGUGAAGGAUGCAAUGAACGGGAAUGGAGUGGAUAAGCAUCUCUUCGGACUGAAGAUGAUGGCGAAGGAGCUCGGGGUGUCAUGUGCGGAGCUGGAGGACGAAGCUUUCACGCUCCCUGUCAAGCUCUGGACGAGUCAGGCGCCCGCACAGCGAGGGCCCAGCGGGGGGUUCGGGCCGGUUGCAGAGGACGGGUAUGCGGUGUCAUACCUUGUCAACGAGGACAACAUCUACUUCCAUGUCUGCUACAGGAGAGGGGAGAGCUCGGCGGUCGAGGAGCUGGAGGAGGAGAGCCCAGCAAGCUCACAAGCGUUUGCAGCUGCCAUCGAGAAAGCGCUGCUAGAGAUGAGUGUUCUCUGUACGAAGAAGGCGCAAACAGCGCAGACCAACUCGGUGUCAACGUUAGACUGGACCAACUGCUGAGCUUUGUAAUAAAGGUUGUCAUAUUGUCUUG